GUCAUAUCCAGUGAAGGAUUGCCGCGGGUGCUACUUCCUUGGCGUGAAUACCAAAUGCUGGUUCAACAUGCUGGUUCAACAUCUUGUUCUGGAGGAGGCGAUCUCCCAAGGCACCUGAAGCAGAAGCUGAAUCUGCAGAGAUUCAUGGCCGAACGUGCCUACUACAUAGGUGGCAGUAAUGAUGGUUCGGGAAACGACCCAUUGGACCAAGAAGAUCCCGACUUCGGCGCAGGCAAGAAGUACACGCCAGCUGUGCAGAGAGAGCUGGAGUCUUGGACCUUUUUCGAGGCUUUCGCUCACCGUCUCGAUGUGAACCAAGCAGACGCCACUAGGCUUUUCCGCUCCUUUGCAGGUGGAGAAGAGAAUGAGAGAGUGACGUGUGGCAAUCUGCGGAAGGUCUUUGAGAAGGGGGAUUCGUUCACUCUGGAGGAGUUCGCUAUCCGCGUGUGGGCCGCAAAACCGGCAGGCGAGAGUAUCGAGAGCUGCUUUCAGCAAAUCAGCGGUAGUUCGUUGCUAGAAGAACGAGCAAUGAUGGGUUCCGCUGGUAGUGAAUUGCUUGGUGGAUCUGCUCAAUACCACGUUGGUGAAGUUGAUUCGACUAGUAAGGCGAACAAAGACCAGAACAGUAGCACUUUCGGUUUCCGACCUCGUCCACAGCAGAUGACGCGCGUGCAAGAAGCCAACGCGAGAAGAGGUUUACUGCGUAC
Amoebophrya sp. A25 is the source of this 707-nucleotide messenger RNA. NCBI's taxonomy places the organism in Eukaryota, Dinophyceae, Syndiniales, Amoebophryaceae. The record is from the annotation of a GenBank genome assembly.